AUAAAAAACAUAUCUUUUUCAUAAAAAAUGAAUAAAAAUUACAUCUUUACAAAAAAAGAGAAAAAGUUCAAUCUUUGAAAGUGUCAAACAAGUUUAGACAAGAAGUCAGAGACAAUAAUCUCUGCCAUUUUUAAGUGUAAUAAAGAAAAGCUUCAAGCUUCAAAGCUAAGGUGGGUUAUGGCUGAUUCCAAGGUUGAGACCAUAUCUCGCUUAGCUCAAUGGAGGAUCGACAAUUUCGGACCUUGCUCAUACAAAAAAUCAGACCCAUUUAAGGUUGGCUUAUGGAACUGGCAUUUGUCUGUGGAGAAGAAUCGUUACAUGUACAUUCGUUUAUUUCCAGAACCUUCUAGACUCUCCAAAGAUCAACCUCCACUUGCUCGCUUUGUUCUCAAAGUCUCCAAUUCAGCUGGUUCUCGCAGACCUUACAUCUCUCCUGUUCAUGAGAGGCUGCUACGAAAUUACGACGACUUUGUUUGGCCUGUAGAUACCACAUUUGUUGGUCGAUUUAUCAUCGAUGUUGAGUUUCUUGAUUUGAAGAUAUGCUCCGUAAAUGGAGGUGAGGCUAGUUCUACUUCUAUAUGGCCAAUCGACGGAACAAUAAUGCAAUCACUAUCAAUGCAAAACACACUUCGAUGCCUUUCGAGGAUGCUCGAUGAAUCAAUCCAUACUGAUGUAACAAUCCACGCUGUCGGUGGCACAUUAAGUGCUCACAAGGCGAUUUUGUCAGCGAGUUCUCCCGUCUUCCAUAGCAUGUUUCAUCACAACCUAAUGGAGAAAGAGUCCUCAACGAUUCAUAUCGAAGACAUGUCGGUGGAUUCUUGUAUGGCCCUUCUCAGCUACUUGUACGGAACCAUUAAACAAAUGGACUUUUGGGAGCAUCGUGUGGCACUCCUUGGAGCUGCAAGCAAAUACGAUAUUGCAGACCUUCAAGAUGCUUGCGAGGAGAGUCUUAUGGAAGAUAUCAACUCGGGUAAUGUCCUGAAGAGGCUUGAAGAGGCCUGGCUUUACCAGCUGAAGAAACUUAAGAAAGGGUGUUUUAUGUACUUGUUCGAGUUCGGGAAAAUAUAUGAUAUUAGAGAGGAAGUAAACGAGUUUAUGAGGUGCGCUGAUAGGGAACUUAUGAUUGAGAUGUUUCAAGAGUUGCUUACUGUUUGGAAGCCUCCUUAAUAACCGAAACAAAUGUAUAUUUGUUAUGGUGUAUAUUUUUACUGUAUAUCUUUAACUUGUUUGAACCAUGAAAACUUUGUUGGAGCCAUAACUAUGUAAUAUAUUGGCAAUAUUAUUUAAAAGAAAAGAAAA
Molecule: messenger RNA, 1299 nt
Organism: Cannabis sativa
Lineage: Eukaryota; Viridiplantae; Streptophyta; Magnoliopsida; Rosales; Cannabaceae
Product: BTB/POZ domain-containing protein At1g21780
Exons: 4
Coding region: 178-1167 (329 amino acids)
Molecular function (GO): protein binding
Source: RefSeq, a predicted model, not a curated record